Penicillium odoratum is the source of this 2571-nucleotide messenger RNA. RefSeq names its product cleavage polyadenylation factor subunit YSH1 (gene ysh1). Gene Ontology annotation, cellular component: mRNA cleavage and polyadenylation specificity factor complex. Gene Ontology annotation, molecular function: RNA endonuclease activity; RNA binding; 5'-3' exonuclease activity. NCBI's taxonomy places the organism in Eukaryota, Fungi, Ascomycota, Eurotiomycetes, Eurotiales, Aspergillaceae. Gene Ontology annotation, biological process: mRNA 3'-end processing by stem-loop binding and cleavage. The transcript has 5 exons. Bases 1 to 2571 code for a protein of 856 amino acids. The record is from RefSeq and is a predicted model, not a curated record.
AUGGCGUCAAAGCGCAAGGCGUCGGCGAUGGGUGCCGCCAUGGAUGAUGAACCCGUGGAUCCCUCAGACGAGCUGGCCUUCUAUUGUCUCGGUGGAGGUAAUGAAGUCGGACGAUCAUGUCAUAUCAUCCAGUACAAGGGCAAGACGGUCAUGCUUGAUGCGGGCAUGCACCCUGCCAAAGAAGGCUUCUCUGCGCUUCCUUUCUUCGAUGAGUUUGAUUUAAGUACAGUUGAUAUACUUUUGAUCAGCCAUUUUCACGUUGAUCACUCUUCAGCACUCCCUUAUGUCCUCAGUAAGACCAACUUCAAAGGUCGUGUUUUCAUGACACAUGCCACGAAGGCCAUCUACAAAUGGCUGAUUCAGGAUAACGUCCGAGUCAGCAAUACCUCCUCCUCUUCAGAUCAGCGCACUACUUUAUAUACCGAGCGUGAUCAUCUCUCGACUCUUCCUCUAAUUGAGACCAUCGACUUCAACACCACACACACCAUUAACAGCAUCCGUAUCACCCCAUUUCCCGCCGGCCAUGUUCUGGGCGCUGCUAUGUUCUUGGUGUCCAUUGCUGGCUUGAAUAUUUUGUUUACGGGCGAUUAUUCGCGUGAAGAAGACCGGCAUUUGAUCCCGGCUACCGUUCCCAAAGGAAUCAAAAUUGAUGUUCUGAUCACAGAGUCAACAUUCGGCAUUUCGUCCAAUCCCCCCCGGCUAGAACGAGAGGCCGCCCUGAUGAAGUCAAUUACUGGUGUCUUGAACCGUGGGGGUCGUGUGUUGAUGCCCGUCUUUGCUCUCGGUCGUGCACAGGAACUGCUCCUCAUCCUUGAAGAAUACUGGGAGCGUCAUCCAGAAUUGCAGAAAGUACCCAUCUAUUACAUCGGUAACAUGGCUCGUCGCUGCAUGGUUGUGUACCAGACAUAUAUUGGUGCCAUGAAUGACAACAUCAAACGACUCUUCCGGCAACGUAUGGCUGAAGCCGAAGCAAGCGGUGACAAGAGCAUCACCGCAGGACCAUGGGACUUCCGCUUUGUUAGAAGUCUUCGGAGUCUGGAGCGGUUUGAUGAUGUUGGUGGCUGCGUGAUGAUUGCAUCUCCUGGUAUGCUACAAACUGGAACCAGUCGGGAGUUGCUUGAGAGGUGGGCCCCGAGCGAGCGCAACGGCGUCGUCAUGACCGGCUACAGUGUUGAAGGUACAAUGGCCAAGCAGCUGCUCAAUGAGCCGGAUCAGAUCCCUGCCGUUAUGUCCAAGGGUACCGCCAUGCAAGGCCGUGGACGAGUUCCGGGGGGUGGUGACGAAGAUCAGAAAGUGAUGAUCCCACGCCGCUGUACUGUCGAUGAGAUCAGUUUCGCUGCUCAUGUCGACGGCGUGGAGAACCGUAAUUUCAUCGAAGAAGUUGCUGCACCGGUGGUCAUUCUUGUGCAUGGUGAAAAGCACCAAAUGAUGAGACUUAAGUCUAAACUGCUUAGCCUUAAUGCCGAUAAGACAGUCAAGGUCAAGGUCUAUACACCGGCAAACUGCGAUGAAGUGCGCAUUCCUUUUAGGAAGGAUAAAAUAGCAAAAGUGGUUGGCAAACUCGCGCAAAGUGCUCCUCCUUCGGAGCAAGACGACAGUCAACUUAUGGCUGGAGUCCUGGUUCAAAAUGGAUUUGAUUUGUCACUAAUGGCCGCAGAAGACCUCCGAGAGUACGCUGGUUUAACGACGUCUAUUAUUACUUGCAAGCAACAUCUUACUCUUAGCUCCGCCAGUAUGGAAUUAAUCAAAUGGGCCCUUGAGAGCACCUUUGGCGCCAUUGAAGAGGUCGGCAUCAAGGAGGAAAAGAAUGGAGCCAACGGUCAUGUGAACGCGGAUCUCGACGGCGAAACUGCAGAUGAGGAGAUCCCCAUGGGCGAAGCCCAAAACUUCCUCAUAAUGGGCUGUGUGCACUUGCGAUACCACCCAAGAAACCAUGAGGUUGAGCUGGAGUGGGAGGGCAACAUGAUGAACGACGGAGUUGCCGAUGCGGUCAUGGCCGUCCUUCUUACUGUCGAAAGCAGCCCAGCCUCCGUGAAACAAUCGGCCAAACUCAACCACCAUCAUCAUCAUCACCAUGACGAUGACUUUGACGCAUUUCCCAAUCCUCACUCACACCUCGGGGCCGAGGAUCGACUUGCUCGUCUCCUCAUGAUGUUGGAGAUGCAAUUCGGCUCUGACAUUGCCCCCAUCGAACGCCCUCGUGUACCGGCUGAUCUUGCGAUUGGCACAGCGGAGGGCGACGAAGCCGAACUCGAUGAGGAGCGUGUCGCUGAUAUCGAGUCAGCCGAACUGGAGCGUCUUCAUGCCUUAGGCAUACCAAUUCCCGGUAUUGAAAUCAAAGUGGACAAACACGUUGCCCGUGUCUGGUUGGAAAACUUGGAAGUGGAAUGUGCGAAUGCUGUUCUACGUGACCGAGUUCGCAUUGUCGUUGAGAGAGCUGUUGAAACAAUCGCCGGUCUAUGGGCAGCUAGUUCCAUGCCCAAAGAGGCUGUGGUUACAAAUGGCCCUAUGAAGUCUCAGGCAGAAAUGGAGCUUGCUGCUAGGACCAAGGCGGCUGCCCUUGAGUCAUAA